Molecule: messenger RNA, 942 nt
Organism: Syngnathus acus (greater pipefish)
Lineage: Eukaryota; Metazoa; Chordata; Actinopteri; Syngnathiformes; Syngnathidae
Gene: ndufs3
Product: NADH:ubiquinone oxidoreductase core subunit S3
Exons: 7
Coding region: 57-839 (260 amino acids)
Molecular function (GO): NADH dehydrogenase (ubiquinone) activity
Source: RefSeq, a predicted model, not a curated record
CCACUAGGUGGCGAUAGAGGUUAAACUCACACGAAAAGAGCGACCACUGAGUCAACAUGGCUGCGUCCCUGUUUCGCUUUGUCCGUGGAGGUCUUGGACGCAAUUACAACAUUGCAAGGUCUUCAUGUCUGCUGCAGCAGAGUAGAUUGCAGAGUUCCACUGCUGAGACAAAACCCACUGUGCGGCCUAAGGAUGCAGUCACUCAUAACCAGCUGACAGCGUUUGGGGAGUACGUGGCUGAGAUGAUGCCCAAAUACGUUCAGCAGGUUCAGGUGACGUCUUUUAAUGAGCUGGAGGUGAUGAUCCAUCCUGAUGGCGUGAUCCCUGUGCUGACAUUCCUGAAGGACCACACCAACGCUCAGUUCAGAAACAUGAUCGACCUAACAGCUGUCGACAUUCCUACAAGGCAGAACCGCUUUGAGAUUGUGUACAAUUUUCUGUCACUACGCUACAACUCUCGUAUUCGAGUUAAAACAUAUACGGAUGAACUCACGCCAGUGGAUUCUACUGUUCCAGUCUUCUUAGCUUCCAACUGGUAUGAGCGGGAGGUUUGGGACAUGUAUGGUGUAUUUUUUGCCAACCACCCUGACCUGCGACGCAUUCUGACCGACUACGGCUUUGAGGGGCAUCCUUUCAGGAAAGACUUCCCUCUAUCAGGAUAUGUUGAGGUGCGCUACGACGACGAACUGAAGCGUGUAGUAGCGGAGCCGGUGGAGCUCUCACAGGAGUUUAGAAAGUUUGACCUGAACACACCAUGGGAGGUGUUUCCCGCUCAUCGAGAGGCCAAGGAGGCUCCGCCCACACUGGAAGCUGGAGCUGAGGCUCCUGAGAAGAAGUGAUGAACCCACCACCCCCUUUAGUGUAUACAAAAAAACAAGAGUUUCUGACUCUUGUCAAAGCAACAGAAAUAUUUAUGUAAAUAAAAGUGCUGAUACAAAAGAA